This is a messenger RNA of Panicum virgatum (switchgrass), 1725 nucleotides long. Its product is annotated as mitogen-activated protein kinase 4. Gene Ontology annotation, cellular component: cytoplasm; nucleus. The transcript has 3 exons. Gene Ontology annotation, biological process: protein phosphorylation; intracellular signal transduction. The record is from RefSeq and is a predicted model, not a curated record. Lineage: Eukaryota; Viridiplantae; Streptophyta; Magnoliopsida; Poales; Poaceae. Gene Ontology annotation, molecular function: MAP kinase activity; ATP binding. Bases 304 to 1413 code for a protein of 369 amino acids.
UCUCGCCCGCACCCAUCCGCCUGCGAGCCCUCUCCUCCCCCCGCGCCCGCCCGCCCGCCCGCUGCCUUCCGCUCCCCGCUUCCUCCCGCCGGCCCGCGCCCCAGAUCUGCGGCGGCGCCGCCGCGCGUGCCGGUGGGUGCUGCUGCUGCUCUUCCGAUGCAUUCAGCCGCGGCUCACGCUCCUGUCUUCCUCCUCUUCUCUUCUGUGCGUGCAGUGGGGGGCGGCAGGCGGAUCCUGCUCGGUUGCUGCUGAUGAGCGCCUAGGCGGCCGCCGCACGACCGCACGCGCCCCGCUCCCGAGAAAAUGGCGAUGAUGGUGGAUCCCCCCAAUGGCAUGGGGAACCAAGGGAAGCAUUACUACACCAUGUGGCAAACCCUAUUUGAGAUUGACACCAAGUACGUGCCAAUCAAGCCCAUCGGCAGAGGAGCUUAUGGAAUAGUUUGCUCGUCUAUAAAUCGCGAGACCAAUGAGAAGGUUGCGAUAAAAAAGAUAAAUAAUGUCUUUGACAACCGCGUGGAUGCACUAAGGACACUGCGGGAGCUGAAACUCCUUCGGCACUUAAGGCACGAGAAUGUUAUUGCUCUGAAGGAUAUAAUGAUGCCGGUGCAUAGAAGGAGCUUCAAGGAUGUUUACUUGGUUUAUGAGCUCAUGGACACUGAUCUGCACCAAAUAAUUAAGUCAUCUCAACCACUUUCCAAUGACCACUGCCAGUAUUUCCUUUUUCACCUGCUCCGAGGCCUGAAAUACCUUCAUUCAGCUGGGAUACUCCACAGAGACCUGAAGCCAGGGAACCUCCUAGUUAAUGCAAACUGUGAUCUGAAGAUAUGUGAUUUUGGACUUGCCCGCACCAACAACACUAAGGGUCAAUUUAUGACAGAAUAUGUCGUCACCCGUUGGUACAGAGCACCUGAGCUGCUGCUCUGCUGUGACAACUAUGGAACAUCAAUAGAUGUCUGGUCUGUUGGAUGCAUAUUUGCAGAGCUACUUGGUCGCAAGCCAAUUUUUCCAGGAACUGAGUGCCUCAAUCAGCUUAAGCUCAUAGUCAAUGUUCUUGGCACCAUGAGUGAGGCUGACCUUGAGUUCAUUGACAACCCAAAAGCUCGCAAGUACAUCAAGUCCCUUCCAUACACCCCAGGCAUUCCCCUGACUAGCAUGUACCCGCAAGCACAUCCUCUUGCCAUCGAUCUGUUGCAGAAGAUGCUAGUCUUUGAUCCCUCCAAAAGAAUUAGUGUCACCGAGGCUCUGGAGCACCCUUACAUGUCUCCACUGUAUGAUCCGAGCGCAAACCCUCCUGCUCAGGUGCCCAUCGAUCUUGACAUUGAUGAAAAUCUUGGCGUAGACAUGAUUCGGGAAAUGAUGUGGCAGGAGAUGAUCCACUACCACCCCGAGGUCGUCACAGGGAUGAGCAUGUGACAGGCAGCAAUGAACAUGUGGCAGAGAUAUGCUAUAUUAGGAUAGUCACAUGUUAGCCUUUUGUAUGAGCUUACUGCAAUUACAGCACCUAUCAAGUUAUGACUAUAUGUAUCAGACUGCUGUCAGGUGACCUCUUGUGUAAAUACGUGCUCAAUAAGAUGUGUGGAGUUUUCUUGUUUCUGUAGUACAUGGACUACAUUGCUGUAUGAGUAUGCCUGUAUGUGAAGCGGAACUCGGUAUUUAAGACUUUGUAAUUUUAGACUCUGAUCUGCUGUAUGGAAAUCUGAAGGCCUUGGUUCCAGCUUUUUGGUU